CCCUGCACUCCGCAGAACACACACCCUACUCCGAGAUGAAGCUGUUCAUCGUUGCUGCCAUCGUGGCCGUUGCUGCUGCCGAUAAGUUGCCCGCCCCGCCCUCCUACUCCGCCCCUGCUCAGCCCUCCUACUCCGCCCCUGCUCAGCCCUCGUACUCCGCCCCUGCCCAACCCUCGUACUCUGCGCCUGCCCAGCCCUCGUACUCUGCCCCCGCUGCCCCCAAGUACGCCCCCAAGGUGAUCGAGAUCCUGAGCCAGGAGUUCGACCUGCCUACCAGACGGAGAACGGCAUCUACGCCUCCGAGUCGGGCCAGGCCGUGGCCGGCUACGGAGAUGAGCAGAGCUACGCCGUCCAGGGCCAGUACAGCUACACCGGCGACGACGGUGUCAGCUACACCGUGUCGUACGUGGCCGACGCCAACGGCUUCCAGCCGCAGGGUGACCACCUGCCGACCCCCGUGCCCACCGAGUACCCGACCCCUGAGGUGCCGGCGACCCAGGCUAGCUACCAGGCGGCCCCUGCCCCCAGGUACCAGCCUGCCCCUGCCCCUAGCUACCAGGCUGCCCCUGCCCCCAGCUACCAGGCUGCCCCUGCCCCCAGCUAUCAGCCCGCCCCCGCACCCCAGUACCAGGCCAGAUACCAGUGAUUCUGAGUCAAGUCCUCUCUGUCCAUCGUUGGGAUAAGAGCAGUGUACACCGACUACGCUUACAUGUUUGUCUAUUUAUUGUGAUGUAUGAAAUGAGUGUUAUGUUUGAUUGCGUUGCGUGACCGUUUCGUUUCAAUACAUGUGCAUUU
This is a messenger RNA of Pollicipes pollicipes, 795 nucleotides long. RefSeq names its product endocuticle structural glycoprotein SgAbd-4. Gene Ontology annotation, cellular component: chitin-based extracellular matrix. Gene Ontology annotation, molecular function: structural constituent of chitin-based larval cuticle. The record is from RefSeq and is a predicted model, not a curated record. Lineage: Eukaryota; Metazoa; Arthropoda; Thecostraca; Pollicipedomorpha; Pollicipedidae.